This is a messenger RNA of Metarhizium album ARSEF 1941, 1803 nucleotides long. Its product is annotated as Homeodomain-like protein. The transcript has 2 exons. The record is from RefSeq and is a predicted model, not a curated record. NCBI's taxonomy places the organism in Eukaryota, Fungi, Ascomycota, Sordariomycetes, Hypocreales, Clavicipitaceae. Bases 1 to 1803 code for a protein of 600 amino acids.
AUGCCUCUGCAGGAAAGGGCAAUCGCUUACUUUUUGUAUCAUUAUGAUCUUGAAUCGCCUAGCCAGAACAAAAUUGGCGGUAUGGGUUUUGUUAUCCUACCGAACAGCGACAAGGAAUGGGAGCAUUACCGACUGGCAUUUGAAGCUUGCGCUAUGGCGUCGUUCAUCAAUGAGACGGGCGGUCAGCUUGAAUACAAAAGCUUGACUAUUGAGACAUACAAUAAAGCGCUGACGGCGAUGCAUAGCGCCCUUCAAGAUCCAGAUGUCGUUUGUGAGGAUGCAACCUUGGCUGCAGUUUUACUUCUAGCGCUGUUCGAAUGCUUAAAUCCUACGACUGGGGAGCAAGAAAGCUGGCGCAAUCACGUACAGGGUGCUAUUGAGUUGGCCCGAGGACGCGGUCGCAAACAGAUUGACACCCGAAUUGGACAAAUGCUAUUCAGGGCAACCCGCACUUUAAUGGUAAUAUAUAGUCUCGCAACACUAGAAGACAAAAAGGAGAAAGAGCUCUGGUGGUCCGGAGACGAUGAAUGCACUUCGACCCAAAAGCUUUGCGUUGGAGUGGCUUCGCUUAGCGCGAAGGCUACGGCCCUUCUUGGUCCGUCCGGACAUGAAGAUGAAGUCGAAGUCGAAGUCAUGCUUAAGCGGUGUCAAGCUCAUGAUCGAACUUGCAAAGCCAGGUGGGACGAGUUGUCAAAGAGUACACAGGGCAUUAGCUCUAACAAUACGGACCCCUGGCUGCUGAUGCUUCUGAAUAUGCUGACAUGUGCACGAAUCCUCCUGAACUCAAUCAUUAUGAGAUGCGCGACCUGGACUUACAAGGUCCCCAAUUAUCAAACCUCUGAAGAGUAUGAUGGCGCCUGUUCUGCUCUGGCGGAAAUUAUUCUUCACAGCGCCAAGGUCAACGAACAGCAACUCUGCUGGGCCGGAGAAGCGCAGUCGUCGUUUGCAGAACUCGACGUUCAAUUACAGCCUGACCGGGAUUCGAGCGGAUGCGCCAUCAACAAGUGGAUAGAAGAUAAUAGGGACCUCAGGAAAGAGAAGCCAUUGGUAGGGUUACAACCGUUAGCCCUUAUCUGGUCUUUAAAAUGCCUCACCGAUGACCAGAUAAUCGCCGUCGACACCCGAUUACAACGCAUCCUGGGAAUCCGUGGGGCCUUACCACUUCAUGACCAUAGGGCUAGUAUGCCGUCAUAUCGGUUCACGGUGGAGACGCCAUGCUCGUCACCCUACACUAGUGAGGUUUGCUGCACAGAUUUCCGCAAAUCCACAACGGAUCCUCGCAAGCCUGGCGUGCGAGAUUCUGCCCCACAUCCCAAACGUACCAAGUACACGGAGGAGGAUAGAGAUGCUCUUCUUGAUCUUUACGAGAAGGGUACCACUUGGCAGGUAUUACAAGACCGCUUUCCCGGUCACACUUUACGUUCGUUGAAAAGCCAGGUAAGGGUACUGAGAGAAUCUAAAUUCUUGUUCACUGACGACGAAGAUCGGACUCUUAUUCGACUAAGGGAAGAAGAGUGUUUGGAAUUUGGAGUCAUUGCCCAACAAUUACACCACAGGCCAGUCGCGGUGUCGAGGCGGUACAAGCAAUUGCGUCCUGGCAGUGUAAUAAAUAGCAGGCCCGUGGACAUAGAUAUCAAGCGGCUUGUUGACUUAAGGAAUCAAGGGCACUACUGGACCGACAUUCAAGACACCUUUCGCGGUUGCUCUAAAAAGAGGCUUCGAAAGUUGUACUCUGAGUACAAGUCUCACUCCUUGGCUGCCAGCCUUAAGGAGAUUAAGGUUCAUCCUCAGAAUGGGAUGUGA